AUGUCUGCAUACGGAGGAUACUCAAAACCCGCAUACGGUGCUCAGGGCGGUGACGACUCUGGCGGCUUCUUCGCAGGCGGUUCACAGCAGGGCAGCCAAGGUGGCGGUGGUGGCAAGUCUUACCAAGAUGAGUCUCUGCGCCCCGUCACAAUCAAGCAAAUCCUCGACGCCGAGGAGGCCUACGCCGGCGCCGAUUUCCGCAUCGACGGCUCCCCCGUCACCCAGAUCACCUUCGUUGGUCAAGUCCGUAACGUGAACCCGCAACCCACAACCAUCACCCUCAAGAUCGAUGACGGCACCGGCCAGAUCGAGGUCAAGAAGUGGAUAGACGCCGACAAGCAAGAUGAUGCUGACCCUGGGUACGAGCUCGACUCCCAUGUUCGCAUCUGGGGCCGCCUCAAGUCCUUCAACAAGCGUCACGUCGGUGCCCACGUUAUCCGCCCCGUGUCCGACCCCAACGAGGUCAACUACCACCUCCUCGAGGCCACCUACGUCCACCUCUACUUCACCAAGGGACCUCUUGGUGGAGCGAACGGUGCCAACGGCGAGGGAGACAGCAUGUUCGUCGAUGGUGGCGGAUACAAUGACCAAACUGGCGGUAACGCUAGCCAAGCAAACAGUAAAUUGUCCGGCUGCUCCGCCCCGGCCAAGAAGAUGUUCAACUUCAUGAACGACACACCUGGCGGAAAUGAAGGCAUCCAUCUCAACGUCAUCACCAACUCGACUAGCAUGUCUGUGAGGGAUGUCCUAACUGGCGCCGAUGAGUUGCUCGGACAGGGUCUAAUCUACACAACUGUCGACGACGAGACGUGGGCGAUUCUGGAAUACUGA
Molecule: messenger RNA, 831 nt
Organism: Ilyonectria robusta
Lineage: Eukaryota; Fungi; Ascomycota; Sordariomycetes; Hypocreales; Nectriaceae
Exons: 3
Coding region: 1-831 (276 amino acids)
Biological process (GO): double-strand break repair via homologous recombination; DNA replication; nucleotide-excision repair
Cellular component (GO): nucleus; chromosome, telomeric region; DNA replication factor A complex
Molecular function (GO): DNA binding
Source: RefSeq, a predicted model, not a curated record